Messenger RNA from Daphnia pulicaria, 1792 nucleotides. Its product is annotated as GDP-fucose protein O-fucosyltransferase 2-like. Lineage: Eukaryota; Metazoa; Arthropoda; Branchiopoda; Diplostraca; Daphniidae. The record is from RefSeq and is a predicted model, not a curated record. Gene Ontology annotation, biological process: protein O-linked glycosylation via fucose. The transcript is spliced from 7 exons. Gene Ontology annotation, molecular function: peptide-O-fucosyltransferase activity. Bases 88 to 1380 code for a protein of 430 amino acids.
GCUCCGCGAUAGAGGGCGCCAGUGCGAUAGAUUCACGGGCUACUAUCAGACUCCAGUCUCUGGUAAUCUCUGGUAAUCUCUGUCACGAUGACAGUAAAUGCAAAAUUGUUCAGGUAUAGUUUGUUUUGGUUUGUUGUUUUGCUUGGAAAUAGUGGAAAAUUGUUUGGUUCACAAGUAUGCGAUCGUGGGGAAGUGUUCGAUCGAAAUUACUUGCUAUACGAUUUGAAUCCGGCCGAAGGUUUCAAUUUACGUCGUGAUGUCUUUAUACGGUUAGCAGUUUUUGUCAAAAGACUUCAGCAACAUGGAGACUGGGUUUUGGUGCUACCUCCCUGGGGUCCACUUCCUCAUUGGAAGUCCAACGAUAUAGGAGAUCAAUUCAAACUUCCCUGGAAAUUGUUUUUCAAUACUGAAAGUCUUAUAAAGUAUGUUAGCAUUACAGAACUAUCUGAUCUAUUAUCAGAAAAGAAAAAUCUGCUGAUCAACCAGCUCUUCUACUUGCAACAUUUUCAAGAUGGAUGGGAGAGUGGAAAAUGGGAAGAAAAAUAUAAGUUUGAAAAUUGCAUCAAUAAACUACCUUACAGAGAGACCAAAGAUGGUGCAAUCAAAGGCUGGUUUUGGGGUUAUGAAAAAAUCGAAGUUCGAAACAUUAGUUGUGUCUCAUUUCAAGGUCACUUUCGGAAACUCCUACCAAUUUUAUCACAGCACUCGAAGAAAUCUGGAGACAUAAUCAUGAUUGACCGAGGAGAAAUUCCUUUGCAUGAUGAUUAUGGGGGUGUUGAAUAUUGGAAGGUUCGGCGAAGCAUGCGUUAUUCAUUCAAGCUCUAUGCCUUGGCUAGUCAAUUCCGGCUCGAAUUUCUUCAGUCUGAUGACGAAACAGAUCGUACCUCUCUUCCGAGUGAUUGGAGAGAUGAAGUUCCUGGAGUGGUAGCAAAAGGUGGAGACUACGUCUGCGGGCAUUUGAGGAGGCAAGACUUCCUUUACGGAAGAUCUAAUGAUGUUCCCUCUUUAAAGCUGGCAGCAAAGAAAUUGGCGAAAACAGCUACGCUACUGAAUCUCCGGAACAUUUUUGUCGCAAGUGACGGAACUAAGAAAGAAAUGGAAGAAUUGCGAAGCUAUUUAUCGCCCAAGUAUCAGCUGUUUCUCUAUCUACCCAGUUUUGAAGUCCGCAAAGAGAUUUUGGACGGAGGAGUUGCCAUUGUUGAACAGAUAAUUUGUUCCAGGGCAAGGCAUUUUAUUGGAUCUUUCGAAUCGACUUUUUCGUUCCGCAUUCAAGAAGAGCGAGAAAUAUUGGGCUUCCCAUCCAAUUCCACGUUCAACCGCUUUUGUGCUGAUGACAAUGAUUCUUGCGAACAGCCAGCCAAGUGGAAAAAAAUAAUGUGAAAUGGACGCAAUAAAUGGCGUAGCUUUCUUGUAUUUCUUUUUGGAGUAAAUAACAAUAUUUUCUCCCAAGUCUGUCAUGCGUAACAGGCAUAGCCGUAAUAAUAAUGUCAACAGGGAACAUUUGACCUAAAUUCUACUCACGUAAGUCUUUACUAGAGGACACAUGUUUUGGACUGUUUCUGGGCUGCAAAAUGUCGAAACUAAACUCAUUUAUCUUUUUAUCUAACAUUUUGUGUUGUAAUUUUUUUUUUACUAUACCGGCAUGUUCACCUCCUUUUCGCAGUUGUGCUAUUCAAGAAUUUUCAUAUGGGCUGCUUAAGACACUGAGUUUAUCUCUGGGCCAAACAAAAUUUUAAAUGCUUUUAUUUUUUAUAAAUACAGUAUAAAGAAGAGUUCCAAUUAUCAAAUGAAA